Molecule: messenger RNA, 1401 nt
Organism: Ruditapes philippinarum (Manila clam)
Lineage: Eukaryota; Metazoa; Mollusca; Bivalvia; Venerida; Veneridae
Product: sialate:O-sulfotransferase 1-like
Exons: 3
Coding region: 18-1037 (339 amino acids)
Source: RefSeq, a predicted model, not a curated record
AUAAAAAAAUAGCAUCAAUGCUUCUAUUUGUGAUUGUUUGCAUCCUGUGCUUACAUUAUCUUUUUGUAAAGAAAGACACAAUAAUGACAUUUGGAGGCUGUAGUCGAGCCGUUAAUGUAAACCAAUACAAAAUCGUCAAAAAAUGGGCUUUGCUUAAACUAAUUUAUGUUUGUUUUAAAAACGGUGUUUAUUUAAAGGGAAGCAAAUCAAACUAUGAUUUUCUUAAACAUAGUUUAAUGAAUUUCAAUUGCUCGAAAUCGCUUCGGUUUCUCAGCGCUCCAAGAUCACUUGUUGCCUUGGCAAGCUAUCCAGGGUCAGGGAAUACCUGGACGCGACAAUUGAUAGAGACAACAACAGGAUAUUUUACAGGCAGUGUAUAUACAGACUGGAACUUUGUCGGAUCAAAAGAGUGCCCAAGUCGAGGAAGGGUAUUCAUUGUAAAAACACACAAAACAUCCAACAGUUCGACCAGCCAUAGGGACUGUACGAGCCUUUCUAUAUCUACACUUCACUUUGCUAGUUUUAUAUGUAUUCUACGAAAUCCAUAUUAUGCCAUUCUUGCAGAAUUUAACAGACAAAAUAGAGUAAGAUCACCUAAGAAUGCACCAUUAAGCCCACGACAAUGGGUUGCAUCUAAACAAAUGUUCACAGCAGAAAGAUGGAGUAAAUUUGUACCCAAGGAAGUCAAUAAAUGGAUGAAAAUGGCUCUGUAUUGGAUAGGAAACAAAAGUAAAUCGAAAUAUGUGCUUGUUUAUGAAAGACUGUUAGAUAACACAUUUCUUGAAUUGUCUCAUUUGAUGGUAUUUUUAAACAUCACAAUUCAAUACCAUUCCUUAUACUGUGUGACUAGUAAUGUCACGAGAUCAUUUAAAAGGAUUAUUCCACAAUGGAUGACAAUCAAUAAUGUUUACAGUAACGAGUUGAGAAAAAUUGUAAACAAAGCUGUCCAAACUGUCAGAAAUGGUAUAGACUCAAAAUGGAAUCUUAACGGCGUUUUGAAUUCCUAUUUUCUACCAAUAGAUCAUUCAUCAAGUUAGAUGCAUCAAGUUAGAAAACGACACUCUCAUACGGUGGUGAUGCUUUUAAUUAUGAAUAAUACGUUUAAGUCAUAUAGGUUAGGCUAAUACUGGUAAGAAUUUGAUUUUAAUCAUUGCUUUUUACUAUAAUGUUUAAACGUCCUAUGUUUUUAUGCCAUUAUUUUGAUUUAAUAACAGAUAAACGAACUUUGUUUCGUUGAUUAAAAAUUUAAAUGAAAAACUAGACCUACCAUAUUCAGUAUUUGUCCCUUAGCUUUAACAACUUGCAAGAAAACUGAAGCCAGACCGGCAAACAAUAAGGCUGUUCUAACGUUCAACAAGAAGCUCAUCACAAUAUUUUAAAGAUUUUUUUAAGGGGGGAGCC